Molecule: messenger RNA, 2379 nt
Organism: Anarrhichthys ocellatus (wolf-eel)
Lineage: Eukaryota; Metazoa; Chordata; Actinopteri; Perciformes; Anarhichadidae
Gene: chchd5
Product: coiled-coil-helix-coiled-coil-helix domain containing 5
Exons: 4
Coding region: 89-406 (105 amino acids)
Biological process (GO): cellular respiration
Cellular component (GO): mitochondrial intermembrane space
Source: RefSeq, a predicted model, not a curated record
CGCACAGACAUGGCUCCACAUGCAGAAGCACUGGCACUAUAACCUUGAUUGAUCAGCGUCUUCGCUUGAGACCACCUAAAAGAGCAACAUGCAGGCUGCUAUGGAUAUCACGGCAAAGUAUUGCCAUAAAGAAAUGGAGGCAUAUGGGUCAUGUGUGGCCUCCAACCCAUCAACAUGGCAGUCAAAGUGUUAUGAACUGAAGAUGAAGGUUGCACAGUGCACAUCAUCACACCCAGUGAUCCAGAAGAUCAGACAGGAUUGCUCCGCAGAGUUUGUAGAGUUUGAGCGCUGCCUGAGAGAAAACCAGGACAAACCUACCUCCUGCUCAUUACACGUGGCUCGCUUUCUGGGGUGUGCGGAGACAGUAGACCUCAGUGCAGUGGAUCCGGUACCUCGGCCAUCGUAGCAUUCAGACAUCUUCCAUCCCCUUCAGAUUACUGCUGUCUUAACAGCAGGACAAAUGGGCUGGCUUUACAUUUGUCCCAUCCAUGUUAAUGUAUGGGACAUAAGUCUGUGUGACUUAUUUUGUCUUUCUUUGACAAAGAUAAAUGUGAAUUGCAACGGUACAACUGUGAGUUAGACAGGUUAAAAUAUUCAAUUACUGCAUCGUUCUUCUCGUACUCCUCGUGUAACUGUUGUGUUCAUGUGAUGAUAACAGUUAUAAUUUCCUGUAUGCAGGAAGUCUGUUUUUUACGAACCAUCUCAUUAAAAUUGACAUCAGACUUGUAUUACUCAUCCGGUGUAGUCAUCCUCUGUGGUUUUCUGUUGGUAAUGUCUGUCCCUCCCACCCCUUGCCCUCUCCAGGUCUGAGUCAGAGUCAAAUAUUAAACUGGAAUGUACCGCUCCCACACAAACUCUCCUGACUACUCAAUGACUUAGAAAUAGGGAGUCUGGGAAGGAAGGAGAAGUAGGAGGCUGUCCACUUCUAAUCAGCGGGACUACUGAGAGACACAAAGGGAGGAUAUUGAGUUAUGAGCCCUGUGACCACUAAGCAGAACAGACCUUUUCUGGUUCAAUUAUUAAAGCUUUGAAGGGGAGGGGAAACAGAUUAAUUUCUUUUCAAGUGUAAUAUCUGCUGUUCUUACCAGAUGAGAAAGUAAUCAGUGCAUCACCAUUCAUCAUAUUUAGGACAAUAAGGCAAUCGCACUUCAAAGAUGAAACCGCAGAUUGUAUUGAAGAUACGGCAACAUUACAUUCAAAGCACAUCACCUGGCAGUCACUGAACAAAAAAGUAAGAUAGGAACUUGCCUAAUACCGCACAAAUAAGUUACAUUUACAAAAAUAUCACUGUAAAAAUACCAUGAGUCAGUGAUCGGAGUCAAACAUAUAAUGUCAUGAAAGAAUGUCACAAGCUGCAGCCGAUCACUGGCACCUAAAUGAAACAAGUAUCACCCUAAUCCUAUUUUAUUGUGAGUCUGAUCCUGGUGCUUUCUGCACUUGCUUUCCAACUUCAGUUUGGAGGCUAUUUCUUUAGACCUACUUUGUGACACAUAAAUAUCAUGCUACAAUUUAAAUAUUUGCUGAUUAUCACAGAAGAAGGUACAAAAUAUCUACCUAACAACAUCUAAUUUGAGAUGUUUGAGAAAGAAGUUAUUACAGAAAUUGACUACAACAAUUAAGUGUAACACAGUCAUACUCACAUUUACAUUUGAGAGGACAUCAUCAUCAUGUGCCCAGUGUUCGAACUUUUGGGCAUUCUAGAUCUAUUGGUUGUCACUUACUGCACUGCUUCUAAGUGAUUACAUUAUAAAAGAGAAGGGAAAGCAAAAUAAAUAAUCACUUAUACAACCCUGUUUCCGCAUAAGGCUCCUCAAAUAACCCUGUAGUGUUGUCUAAAUGCUAAAAAAAGAUGCGAUUUUUUUUUUUUGGUCCAUAUUAAACAUGCAUUGUCAAAAACUAGUAGUUUGAAAUUACCAUUUCACAUGGAGAGUUUCUUCCUCUUUGCAAUCUGCGUCCUUGAAUUCACUGGGCAAGUUAAAUUGUACUCCUAUCCUGCUCAAUAUCCUGAGUUAUAGCUCAGGUCACAUAAACAUACACACUAACCUGAGAGCAAUUUGUACUCCAAUCCAUAUACAGUAUUGUAUAUGCUGCAGUCUUCCACACACAAUAACAUCACUAGUCCUGUCGAGAAAAAAAGUAAUGCAAACUACUAUUAGACUCUCAGCUGCUCAUAAGGCCUGCCAAGACUCCUGAUGCGCGUACCUUGAUUGAUGAAUUCACUUUCAACAACCAAUUAUCAUCUGUAAAUCAUGAUAUACACAUAAAUAUGUUUGAUAGGUGUCUUUUGUUUGUCAUUUUUUUUGUCGGAAAGUGCCAUGAAACGUGUUUCAUUGAACAUUACAUAAAUACAACAGGAGAAAUUGAGGUCUUUUUACAUAU